Messenger RNA from Cuscuta epithymum, 1557 nucleotides. The record is from the annotation of a GenBank genome assembly. Lineage: Eukaryota; Viridiplantae; Streptophyta; Magnoliopsida; Solanales; Convolvulaceae.
AAAUCACCAGGAAUAACAAUUCAUUGAAGUCUUCAUCAUAUCAAUAGUCUCGUCCUUCUCAACAACAUGGCCGGUACUGUUUAUCUUAGGACCAACCGCUUUGAGGUUAAGCUAGAAGGUAUCACCUUCAAAACUAAGGAUUUUGAAUACUUGUGCAAUGAAGAUUUUCUCUUCCCCAAGGGUAAGAUUAGGGUUCAUAAACCGAUUGUCGGGAUUGAUGUCAUGCAACAUCCACGCGACCCCAACAUUGUGUUGGUCCUCUUAUGCUUUGGGUUAGGGUGUGUAAUCCUACGGUUUCAUUCGGGGGAAGCUUUACCUGAUCCUAUCCUAAAGUUCUUAGCUGAUGAGAGAAUAUGCUUUGUUGGUUUUGGGAUACCCGAGAAGAGGGAUUUGUUUCCCUUUGAACAAUUGGGGUUUAGUAAACAAAAUUCUGACAUUGGGUACUUAGCUUCAAGAUUCUUCAACAACCCCAAGUACAAGAAAUGUGACUUGGGUGAUCUAGCGCGAAAAGUUCUCGGGAUUAAGAGAAUGAUUGGAUUGACUGAUUCUUCGUCGUUUGAAAGACAUGAGCAGAUCAAAUGUGGAAUCUGCCAAUUAUUCAUUUCCACCAUCGUUGCCAUUUCUUUGCUUAGCGCGGUUGAGAAGAAAAAAGUAAAGGCUUCUCCUUCUCCUUCUCCUUCUCCCACCCCUUCUCCGCCGAAGAAAGGUUCUUUUCUCAAGAAUCUCGCAUCCCUUCCAUUUUUAUCCGAAGGUUUGCUCAAAGUGAAUGAAGGAAAACUUCGUGAUCAAACCAAUAAUGGUAUGGACAGUAGUGAUGAUGAUCAUAACGAUGAUGAUGAUUCUUUCUGGGGCAAAGAAGAAAAUGAAGACGUUUCUUAUGAAGACGUGUUUGUUUGCGAAAAGGAUGAUCAAGCAUAUGAUUAUAUUAAAGCCCAAGGUACAGAGAGUGAAGAUACUCCAAAGACAAACAGCGAGGAUGAUGAUGAUGAUUAUUACCCAAACAAGGAGUCAAAAACGACAUUGAUGAAGGGGAUUUUUAAAUGUCUAUUUCCUGUAGACAUGAAAAUUUUCAAUCUAGGCAAUGCAUCAUCCAUGGAUUUCAUUGAAAAGGAGACGAUUUGCAAACCGAAAAAUAGCCCUUCUGAGGAGGACGGAAAAUCGCCAUCUUCUUCUACUACCAAUGAAACCAACAGUAAAAAUACAAUCCCCAUUGAGAAAAAGCCUUUGAAAGGGAUAUUAAAGUGUCAAUCUUCCACCUUCGAUGGAUGUAAUAGUAUGCCUUCUUCAAAGCCCGGUUCCCCCCCGAAUGCUCAAGAACUCAAAAGAGCCAAUUUCAAGGUCCGCACUGUAAGCUUUAAAUGUGACUAGCUUUUGGGGUAUAUAUACAUACACAGGCCGGGGGUGGCAUUCUUCCUUUUUUUCUUUUGUUCCUAUCCUUUCUGUGGGUAAUCUGCAGAACUUAUGUACGGGUUUGUAAUAAAAUCGUGUUACUACAAGCAUGAUUAUAUUAAUGGAAUCACAUCUUAAUAAAAAUGCUAACUUAAGCUACCUUAUGAC